Messenger RNA from Rhopalosiphum padi (bird cherry-oat aphid), 2678 nucleotides. RefSeq names its product E3 ubiquitin-protein ligase RNF185-like. Gene Ontology annotation, cellular component: endoplasmic reticulum. The record is from RefSeq and is a predicted model, not a curated record. NCBI's taxonomy places the organism in Eukaryota, Metazoa, Arthropoda, Insecta, Hemiptera, Aphididae. Gene Ontology annotation, molecular function: ubiquitin-like protein conjugating enzyme binding; ubiquitin protein ligase activity; metal ion binding. The coding region runs from base 437 to 982 and encodes 181 amino acids. Gene Ontology annotation, biological process: ubiquitin-dependent protein catabolic process. The transcript has 6 exons.
UAUAAUGUAUAUAGUGUAUGGUGAUACAAAGCCAAACCGCUUUUUUCCUCAGUGAAAGGUGCAUUACUACAAUUUAUUUUGUAGUAGUAUGUUAUUAUGGUUGAAAUGUCAUUAUUUAUUGGUUAGCAAUCUUUAAUCGCGGUAGAAUCGCAGAGCGCGGCUGGUGGUUGCCGGCUGGUGUAUAUGAUUGCCCAUUGGUUCCUACCGCAGUAGCCACUAUCAAAAUAUCAAAUACUACAAAAUAUUAUUUUUUUUUUUCCAUUUCAUUUGGUCAUAACUAGAAAGACAGAGUCACGAGUCUGUUCUCGCCGUUGUCGGAGACCGGAGUUCAUAUCCCACGUAAGCCAUAUUUUACCCAUUGUCAUUGAAAACAGUGUAGAACGUGAGAACGUUCUGUGCAAAUACUCGAACAUUCUUCUAGCUGUAAUUCGGCACGAUGGCUACCGUUACCAACGAGUCUGAUUCUUCGCGAAAAAAUACGAACAAUGAAGAAAAUGAUAAUAAAGAUGAACAGAAUAACAUGUUUGAAUGUAACAUAUGCUUGGAUAAUGCAAAGGACGCUGUUGUCAGUGUCUGUGGUCAUUUAUUUUGCUGGCCAUGUUUGCAUCAAUGGUUAGAAACUCGAUCAAGUCGUCAAGUAUGCCCCGUAUGUAAAGCUGUAAUAAGUAAAGAUAAAGUAAUACCAAUUUAUGGACGUGGAAAUUCUAAACAAGAAGAUCCUAGAAAUAAAGUGCCACCUAGGCCUGCUGGUCAAAGAACUGAACCUGAACCUAAUUCUGGUUUCCCGGGUUUUUCUUUUGGUGAUAGCGGUUUCCAUUUAUCGUUUGGAAUAGGAGCAUUUCCUUUUGGAUUUUUAACAUCACUUAAUGUUACUGAUCGUCCGCACGGAGUUGCUAAUCAACUACAUCAAGAUGAUCAAUACUUAUCAAAACUUUUCUUAUGGAUUGCAGUAAUAUUUAUUAUUUGGCUAUUAGUGGCAUGAUUUACUCUAUGAGUACGUUCUUUUUAUUUUAAUUAUUAUUAUUAUUAUUAUUAUUAUUUUACCAUUCAAUUAACUACAAUAGUAAGCACUUCAUGAGGGCUUAAUUUUAUAUAUUAUUGUUAUUCACUUUUUUAGCUAUAUAAGUUUUAAAUAUACUUCAAUUUUUAUUGUAUGGCGCUGAGUCUAAAAUUUUUAACUAAUAGUGUUAGUUAUGUUUUUUUAUGAUAUAAAAAACUUAAACUAUAAUAUUAAACUUUUUAACAAUUUGACAAAUAUUUUGUCUAUGAAUUUAUUAAGAAUAUUUAUAAAACCAACAUUAAUUCAGUAGUUCUAUUUUUGAAUUAUAAAUUCAUGCCGAAUUUACAAAUAUUAAUUUAUUAUUGUAUUAUUUAUAAUAACUGAAACAAUUAUAUUAAAUUUCAUAGCCCAAUUAUGUAUUUAUGAAUAUUGUAUUAUUUAUAAUUAUAAUUAAUAUGAUGGUUUUUUUCAACUUAAUUAAAAUAUAAUUCUUUAUGAAUGCUUAUGUUAAAACAUAUUUGUUUUUUUUUUUUUAAUUAUUGUGUUCAUCCUGUCCAUUUUAAGAUUUAACCCACAACCAAUACCUACUUUGUAUUCAUUUUUUUUUAUUUUUUUUGUUUUUUUUUUUAAAUUUUGAAUUCAAUUUUUCGAGGACGUUAUACCUAAAUGUUAUGUCCCCUUGCAUAAUCAUUUUAAAAUUAAAAAUGCAUCGUUAAGCUUAUAAUAUUUAUAACUUUGGCUAGAAAAAAAAAUAUCCAAAUAUUUUAUUAAAUUCUAUUCAGAAUAUUCAUACUAUUAAAGUUGAUAAUAUGUAAAUUUAUCCUAGUAUUAAAAACAGCUAAGUAUAAAGUAUUUAGAUAAUUCUUUUGGAAAUAAAUUUAGCUGUUAUAUUAUGUUAGUAAAACAUAUUACAAAAGCAAUGGGUAUAACGAUUUACAUUAAAUAAGUAAAUUAACAUUUAUCAUAAGUAUUAAAAUUUUAAGAAUAUUAAUUAUUUUUGGCUGGGUUUUUUUUACUGUUAGAAACUGAAUAGGUUGUUAAUUAAAGGUGUGUAAGUUGAUCAUCAGUUAUCUAAUUUAACAUUUUUAGUAUAUUUUAAAAAUCUAUUAUUGAUUUAAUAAUCUUUAUAUUAUAUAAUUUUAUGUCGUUACAAAGCAACAUUAUUGAAAACAUUGUAUUUUUUUUUACAAUUUUUACUAUAAUAAUUUAAACUUUUGUACUGCUUUGAAUGAUGACAUUUUUAAUUUCAUAAUCUGAAGCAGAUUGUUAUUUGGAAUUCAAUGAUAUAUUACAUAAAUCAAAGUUCAGAAAUGUAUUUAUUUAUUUUGAAUGAAGUUUAGAUAACUGAAGUAAUAGGCUAACAUUUUGCGAGGUAUCCCUGUUCAAUUUCACUUCGCUCUUGUAAGUUAUAAAUAUUUUCAUUACAUAGGAUACUCAUCCAAAAUUUGUUUUCUAUAUUUUUAAGUACUCCAAAAAAUAUUUUGCCUAAUAAGUUUAUAAUAAUAAAAAAUAGUAAAAUGUUUAUAUUGAUUUGUAAAUACUAAAAGUCAUGUAAAAUGUUUUCAAAAACAUUUAUAGUUUAAUCUUUGGUUUGUUAACACCUGUUAUAUUUUAUAACCCUAUGCUAUUGAUAAUUAUUAUUUUCAAGAACAAUUAUUAUAAAUAUUAUUACUAUGCA